This is a messenger RNA of Folsomia candida, 5765 nucleotides long. RefSeq names its product zinc finger protein basonuclin-2. Gene Ontology annotation, biological process: regulation of DNA-templated transcription. Lineage: Eukaryota; Metazoa; Arthropoda; Collembola; Entomobryomorpha; Isotomidae. The record is from RefSeq and is a predicted model, not a curated record. The transcript is spliced from 16 exons. The coding region runs from base 923 to 4729 and encodes 1268 amino acids. Gene Ontology annotation, cellular component: nucleus.
UGUGGAUGUAGUAGAGUUGUGUGUGUGGCAUGGGGAAGAACUUGGUUACUGCAACUCUUCAGUCGCCCUUGUGUCUCAAAGAGUAAAAGAGCGUUCCUUUAGAUAUCCUGCAGUUUCUCUCUGCAAAUAAGUUUCCGAAAAUUUGGACGUCAUUUCCACCCAAAAAAAGAUUGGAUGCGGGAGGAGUCCGUGCGGUGAUUGAAGAAAUAGUCAUCGGGUCGCAUACUGUAAGUAACUUUGCCCUUGGUGAAAGUUCACCCCGGAGAGAAAGUCGUGUCUCGUGUCCUCCCAGGAGCCGUGGUCUGGACGGAGAAAGAGGGAGAAGAGAAAGACUAUACGAGUUGACUAAAGUUGUUUUUGGUUGGUGAAUGUGAGACGACGCGAACGACGACAAAAAAGUGUCGUGCUGUCAACCCUUCCUGCGAUUGGCUCCCUCCGUUUGGAUGGGCGUUCUGUCGUCCCUUCCCGGAUAAGCAUCUCUCUUUACGAGGACUCUCUCUUUAGUGAACAAAGUACUAAGCUUGUGCAGUAGUCGUGGUGGUGGAUGUCAUCCCUAUUUGUCGUUCUUGUUACAGCGUGGGGAUGAAAUUUUAAUGUCACCCGUUAACAACAUGCGAGUAAAUAAAAGUGAUAAAUUCUUCGUGGAUUAUACAUAAAAAAGUUCAAAGUUGUGUGAAGGUUGGAUUAUUAUGAGUCAGUUGCUAUUAAUAAAUUAUUAAUAAGUAAGUAAAGCUAUGAAAAAUGGAUUGGACAAGUCUUUGACGACGGCUACUACUAUAUAUUUAUGAAAACUUGUCUCAAAUACGUACUUGCUGUAAAACCACGUUGGUCCACUGCUACCUAAACAUGCAGGCUUGACUGGGUGGUCAGAUUGGCAGAUAUUGAUACGACACGACCACGACACAUUUCUAAUAUUGGAAUCAUGGACCUGAAACUCCGCUGCAGCGCGGGAUCGGGAUGCGAUUGUGUCAAUUUUGUUGCAGCCACGAGUAAAGAUUCGCUCAGAGUUUGUGAUGGUUGCAGCCACUCUUGGAUGACGCAUUUAUUGGAGAAGCUUAUGACAUCGAGGGAUGAUGCCCUGUCGAUUUUUGACGUCUGCUCGCUGGCCCUCUAUGGGACACACGCAUUGCCCAUUCGGCUCAAGAUUGUCAUCGAACGACUUCUUGCCACACUACAACCGGACGAAGUUGACAAAAUCCUUCGCAGCUUUGGUUGGACGCCGCAAGAUUUGGCGAGGGGAUAUAUGGUUCAGGAUCCUCGUGGCGGUCUCUUAUCCAAGUGGACGAUGCCCCCUCGAGACGAGGAGGUUGUCAUUCUCCAGCAAUUUUUCCGUUUCCCGAUCACUUCCGCGCUAAGUUUUGCCCUGAUGAGGGACGAUUUUCCCCUCAUGUCGCCCGGCAUGGGGGCAGGAGUCCUUCGCCCGAGUAACUUUUCUUCCCUGUUUCAUCCCCUAUUGAAUCACACCUUGGCCCCCUCAACCAACAACCCGGCCACACCCAGCCUCAACAACAAUAAUAACACUUCCUCCGCCAACAAUAAUGGCAACAAUUUGAGCAGCACCAACUCCACGGGAAGUGCUUGCAGUUCCUCCAACACUUCCCUCCUCUCCCCAAAGAGUCCUCUAAAUCAUAACAACAAUAACAGUGUGGGAGGAGGAGGAGGAGGUGGUGGUAGUGUUCCAUCAGCGGGAUCUCUUUUCGCCCUAAAUUCACAUCUCAACCAUUUGGGUGGACUUGGACUGCCUCACUUUCCUCCAGUCUCGCUAGCUAAUUUCACCACCAAUGCUCCAACACCGAGUAACAAUCAUUCUAAUAGUAACCACCCCUCCAGUGGGCAAAAUAAUGGGAAAAGUCAUCAUCAACAGCAGAAUAAUGAGCAACGCGGCGGCGGAGCUGGAGGAUCAGGGGACAGAAGUCGGGGACGCAACAGUCGCCGCAGUACAAACUCAUCGGCUCUCAACUUAUCCGUUCAAUCCGACUCUGACGAGGAAGAUAAUCACAACUUGGCUGAAUUGAACUUGUCCUCCUCUGCCGCCGCCGGCCCUACAAAUUCAUCAUCCGAACAGAGAAAGCAGGCAAAUGAAGUUGUCGAUCUGAGCUCCUCAACCACCAAUACGAUCAACGGGAAUCUGAGUUCAAAGUCGAACAGCAGCAGCAACAACAAACGGAUGUCUUCAUCCUCCGUCACUGGUGGGAACGGGUCCUCCUCCAUGAACCACACCCCCACCUCAUCCUCCUCCAACAAUGAUCACCAUCCGCUCCACCACCUCCACGCCGCGGAACGAGAUCGGUUGAUCAGCUCUCUCAACUCGUUACUUCCAAACGCCACAAAUCACAUGAACCAUCAUCACGGUGGUCACCAUCCCCUCAACCAUCACCUCAACCAUCUUCACCAGCAGCAGCAGCAACACGGCUUGGUGAAAGGAGGUGGUGGUGAAAGCUCGGUGGAAAACCAUCACCACCACCACCAAAGCAGCAGCAGGGAGAAAGAUCAAAGCAACCACCGGAGCAGUGGUAACCCGUUGGGGAUGAGUAACGAACUUUUAAGCAAUCUCAACAAUAUGCACAAUCUCAACAAGUCGGUUGAUCUCAUGGCGGCGGCGGCAGCAAUGGCGAACAGUAGUAAUGGACCUUCCAGUGGCGGUGGUGGUGGUGGAGGAGGUCAUGGAACUCCACAUUCACGGAAGGCAAUGCAACCCUUGAAGAGGGAGCGAGGUUGGAAUCCAGUUCCGAUGUCAGCAGGUCAACUUGUCAAUCCCAGCUCGGCCAUGACGGCUGCAGGAAAACGACGUGUGCAAUGUUCCGUCUGUCUGAAAACAUUUUGCGACAAAGGAGCCCUCAAAAUCCACUUUAGUGCUGUACAUCUCCGUGAAAUGCACAAGUGCACGGUGGCCGGGUGCAAUAUGAUGUUCAGUUCGAGACGAUCGAGAAAUCGGCAUUCGGCGAAUCCAAAUCCGAAACUGCACUCGCCACAUUUACGGAGAAAAAUCUCGCCACACGAUGGUCGAUCUAGUCAACCUCUCAUCAAUCUGAAUAAUCCUAUGCUAUUUCCCGGCUCGGGAAUGAGGUUCCCACCAUUCCUGCCUGGGAUGGGGUUGCCACAUAAUGGUCGUGGUGGGGCUGGGAUGUCGCUAGAUGACAAGGAUGAUGAUAAAAGCAGUGAUGAUGACACUAUGGAUUUGAAACAUAUGGUGAAAAUGGAAAGAGGAAUGAUGAUGGAUCCCGACGGCUCCAAUUCAGAAGCUUCUUUCUCCUCUAAUGAGGCAAACGAGGAACUUCUAGAGCCGAAAUCUUCCCCAUCCAAUAACAGCUCUAGCAACAAGAAGGACGGUGCUCGGAAGAGAAAGUUGACAAAUCCGGUCCGUCUUUCCAACGUGGCUGACGAGUCAAACGACGAGUUUUGCUGUUACGACGACGGGACCGUGGUCUCCCAUGAGGACGACGACAUUGAAGACAAUGACGAACCCGAUCAGCGAUAUCACCACUUAUCUUCCACCAAAAGUGAGGAUGGGAGCAGUGUGAAGCAUGGUGAAAGUAAUUCCACUUCCCCACAAAACGGUCACCCUGGAACACCCCCGGACGGUACAAAGCAUAACGCCGAUGGUGAGUACGACGAUCGCGAUGGAAAGCGGAGAAAGUCGUCGGACGGAGAAUUACUGGAUUCCACCAAAGUCAACAAGUUAAGGACUUUCGCCACCAAGGACGCCAGCAGCAGGAGACUUUCUUCCUCCGAUGACAACCACAACAACCCAGAGAAAGGUAUGAACCAUAAUGACGAUGGUAACAAUGAGGAGGAGACUGACCACUUGGGAAAGUUGGAGGCAUUACCAAUUUUCUCUUCCACCUCACCUCACAACAAUCUCUCGGAUUCCUCGUUAAAGUCUGAAGAUGAGGACAACAGGGAGGAGACAGGAUCGCCGAAUUCCAAUGGAGAUAUUCCUCUCGAUCCAGAAAACCCAAGGCGAUGUCUGGUCUGCGGCAAACACUUCCAAAACCAUUUUGGACUCAAAGCCCACAUGCAAAAUGUACACUUGAAGUUGAUGCACAAAUGUACGGUGGACGGUUGUAAGGCAGCUUUCCCUUCUAAGAGAUCCCGAGAUCGUCACGCUUCUAAUUUAAAUCUCCACCGUAAACUUUUGUCAACUUCUGACACCUCAAACCAUGGCUGUAGCAGUAAUGAUAGUUUUAACAAGGACAAUGAUGACGAGGAGGAAGGUGAGACGCCUGGAUCUCUUCUGGAUACCUCACCUCCUUCUCUUCUUGCUCCUCAUCAUGCCCCGCUCUCCACCACGACAACCACACCCAACGCGUUCUUCAAUCCUUACAACUUAUUCAACAAUAAUGGAUUUGCUGUUCCUCCCAACGUUCUCGGGCUUCCGUCUCAGCUUAACGUAAGGAAACAAAUGAAAAUGUUUGACAAUUUUCCAAACUCUCAUUUUCACACGAGUCUAAGUCCACCCAUGGGUAACACGCCGUGGAAUCCAUUUCUCCACCCUUUUAACAUGUUCCCCUCUGCUUUUGGUGCCCCUCAUCUUACCUCCGGGGUUCCGAAAGACGUUCCUUCCAUUGUUGACUGUCGCUUUUGCGGAAAAUCUUUCGUCGAAGGUCCAACUUUUAUCAACCAUUUGGAGUCCUCCCACUCCGAAGAUUUGUUCAGGUGUAAAUGUUGUAGUUUGGUGUUUGACUCUGGUAAGAAAUUAGAGUCUCACUCUAAAACCUGUGUAGAUUGAGCAAUAAUAAAACAGUAAGUCUUAUAUUUAUUUAGUUGUAUUAAUUUAUACUAAAUAUUUUUAGUAGUUGCAUGUCACCAGGUUUUAAUAAUAUCUAAUUACUCAAUUAAUUCACUCAUCAUAUCGCCAGCAGUUCCUUUUAUUUGAGUUCAUAAAAUUAUGUAUGCAGGUACAUAAUUAAUUAAAGUUAAGAUUAAAACUCUUCAUAGUCAGCCAGGUUAUUGGGGUAUUGUACAUACUAACAAAUCUUAGGAUUAGAUUGAGAAUAAUCACUUAAACAUAUGGUUAAACACGUAAAUAAUAAUUUUAAAGUGAUCCACAUAUGACAUUUGACCUCCGACCUCGAGCAUUUCACUGAACAACAAACCCACCACCAUUUGGGGGCUUCUUACAUAUAAACCUUCAUAAAAUAUCAUUAUAUUAGUAUUUAUCGUAACGUAAUUACAUCCACAAAUCAUCUCCAUCAUCAUGCCUACACAGUAUAAUUGUACAGAUCAUAGUUUUAGUAGACGCCAGCCGAUGUCACAAAAGUUUAAGUGACCCGCUGCAUUUUAAGCUUUGUAAUUUUAAUUCAAUUGUUAUCAAGGUAAAUAAGGAAUUAAAUAAUUUAAGACUCGUUACAACAUAGCAGAAUGCUUGAUUUUAUUUAUUAGAAGUCUGAUUUUUUAACGAGUCCACAAUAAAUACACGAUGACAGAGAAAAUCUAGAAAGUACAUAUGCUAGUUUAAGUAUAAAUACAUAAUUAGUGCGUAAUUAGAAGGAUAAAUACUUGUAGAAAAUGUAGUACUAAAUUAUUACUGUAAAGUCAACCUUACUUAUCACCCACUAGAACCUUAUUAUUGUCUCUCAUUUUUGUCACAUUUUAAGAAUAUACAUCCAUAAAUCAAAUCAGUGAAUAAUUUAGCUGAAGACGCUCGUUCAAAUAGUAAUAGUUCAUCUCUAGCUUAAAAAAGUAGCCAUACUUAAUUAUCGUUGUUAUCACUUUAUUGUAAAAGAAUGAAUAAAAUAUCGAUCUCGUUUUUUGUUAUGAAAGUC